AUGGCAGAAAAGAAAGGUGAAGACACAUCCUCCGAAAGUGAAGUCUCAGAUGAAGAAGAUGAUGAUUUGGUCUUGGAAGGAGUGAUUACGAGAAAUCCAGAUGUUUCGGAUUCGGAUGAUACUUCCAGCAGCAGCAGCAGCAGUAGUGGCGAGGAUGACGACGAUGACGAUGACGAUGACGUCAAACCACCGCCAUCCAAAAAGGCCAAGCAACAGCAGAAGACAACAGCAGCAACGCAAAGCAAAAGGAAUAAGAAGGAAGAGCCACCAGCACAAAAUAAGAAGAAACAAAAGAAGAAACCCAAAGAAGGCCCCGAAGUGAUUCAAGUGGAUUUUACCUUUUGUGACAUGCACGAAAAGUACUUUCACGGACUGAAAACCUUAUUGACGGGAACCAGUCCCGUUUAUGCAGCACAGUCGUCAGGUCUGGCCGACAUGAUGAUCAAAAAUGUUUCGGUGGGGACUGUCAUUAGUACCGAAGCGGAUAGUGACGGGGAAGGUACCAUCUAUGGAUAUGCCUCGGUCUUGAAUUUGACGACAUACCAAGAAGAUCCGGCAAUUCAAGCAAUCAAAAAGAUUUGCCUCGACAAGUGUCCCGCUGCCCACAAGGCGGAAUUGCAAGUUGUCUUUUCGGGAAAGACCAAACGACCGGCUGGCAUCUAUUUGCAGGGACGAAUGGUCAAUUUGCCACUGGAGAUUGUGGAAGUCUUGCACCAACAAUUGGUCUUGGAUAUGGAUUGGGCCGUCAAGAAUGCCGAAGGAGUGGACCGAAAGUCCUUGGACUUUGGAGCCUUUGUACGAAUCGCCCCCGCCUACAAGUCUGGCGGUGCGACGUACUUCAAAUACUUUGACGAUGAAAUAUUUGCCCAACAUGCCGAAUUUACCUUUGAAAUAGAGUUGCCCAAGACAUAUGAUAUGGACGAAGCGCCAUUUUGUGUGGCUCUGGUCAUUACCAAGACUGGACACAGAGCCGGUAUGGAGUCAUUAUCCGAAAUGAUCAACGGGGGUGCAGCAUCUUGA
Messenger RNA from Cylindrotheca closterium, 1020 nucleotides. NCBI's taxonomy places the organism in Eukaryota, Bacillariophyta, Bacillariophyceae, Bacillariales, Bacillariaceae. The record is from the annotation of a GenBank genome assembly.